UGGUAAAGCAUUGAUCACUACCUCUCACUCACAAUGUUCUAGAAGUGCGCCGUUCCAAUCUGACCACGUAGCAUAUUCCGGAGUCAGUACUGCCCGCUCAAUAAUGUCUCGCACUGCGACUGCGGUUGAGACGACAGAAGAAGUAAAGACACUCGAACACACGGGUGUCGUACUGAAACUACGAAAACCGAAACCGGCAAGUCGUCGCAAAGUUGUUUGGCGCGAAGACACUGUCGACAAUGAACAUAUGAACAAAAAGAAGUCUAAAUGCUGCUGUAUCUAUGAGAAACCCAAGGCUUUUGGGGAGAGCUCGUCAGAAUCGAAUGAUGACGAAACCGACUGCUGUAGAGGGCAUGUUGAACGGAGGCAAAAGUCAAAACCAGUAUCAACUGAAGUUGAAGCUGUGCAGCAAGCUGAAGGACAUCCUGUUGUUGCUGAGGCAUCUGGAGACAGACCUGAGGAACGGAGGCACGUUAUGUGGUCCGAGGACACGGUCGACAACGAGAACAUGAACAAGAAAUCGUCGAAAUGCUGUUGUAUCUAUCAGAAACCAAAGAAAUUCGACGAAAGCUCGUCAGAAAGCGAGGACGAUGACUGCGGACAGCAUAGAGGACAUGUUGAAAGAAAAAAGAAGCACUGCCUUCCUGUGGAUGAUGACAAUGUUGAGAUGUGACGAGUUGUCACCCGUAAUUUGGUGAAUGACGAAAUGGUGGCCGUAUUGAAUGGAUGCCUGAAAACUAUUGGAAACGUAAGAGUUUUAGAUAGCUAACCUAAUCGAAGCUGCAGCUCAGUCUUUGAUAUAAAAUUAAUACCUGUUCUUGAGACAAAAUGCGUGAAAAAGCAAAAAGCAACAUUUCAUGAGGCUUUUGUUUCAGCAGAAAACGUCGAUGGCCAGCAUUAUGUCAUGUAUUUGAAGCUUCAAAUUUGUGGUUGAGCCUUUGGAAUGGUUGUAAACAAUGUACUGCCCAACGAAACAUGAUAAAAAUUUCUGUGUGUGCAACAGUGAGGCAUCACUAUCUUAUGCUUUUUGCUUGAAAUACAUGAAUAGACAAAACAUACAAUCAUGAAAGAAAUAGUCAGAAUAGAGUUCAAACGGUUAGGUGCAUCUAGAUUUAUUGAUGAGCCCGAGAAUUUGAACCCUAUUCAGGAUACACUGGCUUUUGGCUUGCAUAGGUGCAUGCUUUUGAUUGCUUAAUGUUUGGAAAAUGUGAAAGAUUCUGUAGCAUUUCCCUUCUGUAAAGUGUCAAUUUUAUGUGAAUUGAACACCUGUCAGCAGUAGACUUGCAUUCGUGCAUAUGCUCUGUACAGCUUGGUAUAUAUGCUGUUGGGUGUGCAGGUGGUGCCCACAGGUUCAGCAUGCUUUUACCUAUGUGCAUUAUUACACUAUUCGAGGAAAAGCAAGAAUUGUACAUCGCUGUGUAGUAGUUAUAGUGACUGGUGUUUGCAAUUUGCUUGAGUGUUUGAGAAGCUGUGUAUGCCACAUGGACUUUGCCUGCACGUGUACAUACGUAAAGAGGCUACUAGACAUAAUAAAGUGAAAAUGUGA
Messenger RNA from Ornithodoros turicata, 1546 nucleotides. RefSeq lists its product as uncharacterized. The transcript has a single exon. Gene Ontology annotation, cellular component: nucleus. The record is from RefSeq and is a predicted model, not a curated record. Gene Ontology annotation, molecular function: protein phosphatase 1 binding; protein serine/threonine phosphatase inhibitor activity. NCBI's taxonomy places the organism in Eukaryota, Metazoa, Arthropoda, Arachnida, Ixodida, Argasidae. The coding region runs from base 104 to 673 and encodes 189 amino acids.